Owenia fusiformis is the source of this 1503-nucleotide messenger RNA. The record is from the annotation of a GenBank genome assembly. Lineage: Eukaryota; Metazoa; Annelida; Polychaeta; Sabellida; Oweniidae.
GACAGGUGCAUCAAAAUAAUUUGUAAUAAAAAGUUCCUGAAAAUUUUCUCCAGUUUUGCCUAUUUUAGAAGCAUUAAAGUCCAAAAUACACGUAUGUUAAAAGGCGGAGAUAAGAUUUGGCCCACUCGAAUUGAUUCAGCUAUUGACGAUUGGGAGAAUAUCGCAUUUUCAUGAUCAAACUGACCAAUCUCGUCUUAUGGAAUUAAGCUAGGCAAAAAAAGAAUUUUCGAAAAAGUUCAUUUAGUUACCAUAAUGUUACGAAAUAUAGGCAUUAGAAUUCGGACCAAUAUCUGCAAUAGAUGUCUAAAAAACAUUGGCAUCGAGAGACUUUACCACAACCCUGGAUCAUAUUCAUCUCAAGAAUUGACAAAUCAGAAACAUAAAAAGAGUUUAUUUCAUCUCAGAUUGUCUACCAAUAACCAGCGACUAAUUAGUUUUUGGGGAGCCUCUACUGCAAAUGACUGGUCUAAAGCUAUCUCAGAUGCUGAGAAAAUUGUCGGUUAUCCAACAUCAUUUAUGAGUUUAAGAUGUCUGCUCAGUGACGAACUAUCAAAUAUAGCUGUUCAGAUGAGAAAAUUAGUGGGAACAAAACACCCUCUCCUAAAAACAGCGAGGGGUUUUGUAUAUGAUGGUAAACACACAAUGCAGACCAGGGGCCUAGUUGUUUUGUUAAUUUCUAAAGCAGCAGUUGGCACAGAAGUUCCCAGUGAACAGGAACUAAUUGCAGGAAUACAUCCCAAGCAAAGACAACUAGCUGAAAUCUCUGAGAUGAUCUACACUGCUAAUUUAAUCCAUAAAGGAGUUAUAGAUGUCAGUGAUAUGUCCGCAGAAGACGGCUGCCAAAAGGAUUUGGAAUUUGGAAACAAGAUGGCUGUACUCAGUGGUGAUUUCCUAUUGGCUAGUGCUAGUAUGGGACUAGCUGAGCUCCAUAAUACAAAGGUUGUUGAAAUCGUAUCUGGUGCCAUUGGUGAUUUGAUGCGAGCAGAAUUCACUGAAUUAUGUAGCCCUCGAGGUACCCCUUCCCUUACCUCAUCAACAACUUACCAGGACUGGGAAACCCAGACAUUUUUGUCCUCAGGGAGUCUCUUGGCAAAGUGUUGUCAGUCCACGUUGGAAUUAGCAGGGCACUGUAAAGAGAUGCAAGAUAAGGCAUUUCAGUAUGGGAAACAUUUAGCUUUUGCUCAUCAGUUACAUGAAGACUUGCAACCAUUCACACAUCCCACUGAUGAAAACGGAGACCAGAUUAGCCUCGGCUCAGCCCCUGUCAUUCUACAUUACAGCAAACCAGAGAAUAAACCCCACCUUAAUAGACUACUAGACAGCCAUGUUGACCAGAAAAAGUUACGAGAUACUAUACUAUCAGGAACUGCUGUUGAAGAAACAAAGAGACAUUGUAAGGAGAAUGGAAAAAUUGCCAUAAAUGCGAUUGAAAGUUUUCCUUCUUCUGAGGCAAAAACUGCUCUAGAGAAUAUGAUAAAUGCAGUAACAAAUAACUCAAGGUGA